GGAAUAUCUGGAGAGGCAGCGUUGUGCCCAGAACCAGAGAGCAGCAAGAGGCGCAAUCACUCGGAACCAUGAACGCCGAGAAGCACGUGGCUAACUUCGGCGCAGGACCUGCGAAACUGCCGCGAUCGGUAUUGUUAGAAGCCCAGAAAGAAUUGGUGGAUUAUAAAGGCCUUGGCAUUAGUGUUCUUGAAAUGAGCCACAGGACGUCUGAUUUUUCAAAAAUCAUCAAAACGGCUGAAAAUUGCUUGCGUGAACUCCUUAAUAUACCAGACAAUUACAAAGUGAUUUUUCUCCAAGGAGGUGGAUCUGGACAAUUCAGUGGUAUCCCACUUAAUCUUAUCGGGCUAAAAGAAGCAAGGUGUGCUGAUUAUGUGGUUACAGGUGCUUGGUCAGCAAAGGCAGCCAAGGAAGCGGAGAAAUACUGCAAAGUGAACCUUGUUCACCCUAAACUCUCUAGUUACACAAAAAUCCCUGACCCAGGCACUUGGAACCUUAACCCUGAUGCCUCUUAUGUCUAUUAUUGUGCAAAUGAGACUGUGCAUGGUGUCGAGUUUGACUUUGUACCUGAUGUUGGAAAGGCACUCUUAGUUUGUGAUAUGUCGUCAAACUUCCUCUCCAGGCCAGUGGAUGUUUCUAAGUUUGGUGUAAUUUUUGCUGGUGCCCAGAAGAAUAUUGGCGCUGCUGGAGUCACGGUGGUAAUAGUGCGUGAGGACUUAAUUGGCUUUGCACUCAAAGAGUGCCCUAUAGUGUUGGACUACAAAGUGCAAGUAGAGAACACCUCAUUAUACAACACCCCUCCAUGCUUCAGUAUCUACAUCACAGGGUUGGUUCUAGAGUGGAUAAAAAACAAUGGCGGAGCUGUGGCUAUGGAUAAACAUAGCCAAAUUAAAUCGCAGAUGAUUUAUGACAUUAUCGACGGAUCCGAUGGAUUCUAUGUAUGCCCUGUGGAAAGAAAGAGCAGAAGCCGAAUGAAUGUUCCCUUCCGGAUCGGCAGUAUUAAGGGUGAUGAUGCCCUGGAAAAGAAAUUCCUUGAUAAAGCCGUAGAAAGCAACAUGAUAUCCUUGAAAGGGCAUAGAUCUGUGGGAGGCAUCCGUGCUUCCUUGUAUAAUGCUGUGACUGUAGAAGAUGUUCAGAAGUUAGCAACGUUCAUGAGAACCUUCAUGGAGACGUAUCGGCCGUGAACUCAGGAAGUCACGUUGCGCUGCACCGCUUUGAAAUAAAGUCUAAAGAAUUGGAAGAUGGUAGAAAUAUUUCACAUAAAACAUUAACUAGCCCAGUCAAGAUUUUGCAACAGUUAAACAUUCCGGCAUCUCUUCAUUGGUCACUUCAAUAUUCAAAGCAGUCUCAGCUGUAGCCAUGGGCUAGCACUUUUGGAAUUGGUCCCAAUAUUUAUCACAAUGCUUAGAGAUUUCUUUUGUUGUUAAGUGUAUGAAUGAGGGAUAUUCAUUGGUCCAUCAAAGAAUAUUUACGCUUUUAAUUUUAAACCAGACCACAGCACUUGUAAGGUACAGAGUGUAUUAGACUUGAUUUACAUACAUGGCAAUCAUUUGGUUUUGAUGUAAGUGAUCCUGUAAACAACCUCGUUCUUUGUAAAAUACCUUUUAGAAGUUCUUUGUUGUUAUGUUUUCCUGCUGUUUGUCUUUUCUUUUGAUUUUUUAAAAUUAAGUUAUAAAACUUAAGAGUGCCAUGUCCUUGGUCUAGUAAGCUGAGUUAAAUUAACACCUUUAGCUAAAUUUGGCAGCAUCACCUUUUUAUAUGACCGAUAAUUCCAAGUACACAUCACUAUAAUGGUGCUUAAAGGAGCAAACAACUGCCAAUUAUGCUUUGAUGACCUCAGGCUUUACUCUUGCAAACAUUUUGAAAUGGGAAGCCUGAUAAGUUUUAUAAAUUUGGCUCUGGCAUUAUUUUCUAUUUAACCUGUUAAGCGCACAUUUCACUAAAUUAUUAAACUUAGACUUAAAAUAUUGACUUAGAAAAUUUCCUUUUGGCAGUCUUGCAUUCGACAGCACAAAAGCCAAAGUAACUUUCCUUUCCUGGUGUCUCUCUUUUUGAAGUCAACUUCAUUUUACAAGACUGUCUUGACUCCCCACAUUUCUCAAUACUACUACUACUACUACUACUACUACUAAUAAUAAUAAUUGUAUUUGUUACCCGCCUUUCCCUCUGGAUCGAGGCGGGGUACAAAACUAAUAAAAACACCAUCAAAUACAUACAACUAAUUCAAACGUUUAAAACCAGUGCAUCAUUAAAAGCAGCACACCAUUAAAAAAGGCAUCUUAUGAAGGUUUUUUGUUCAGGGGCUAUAUUGUACAUUUUGUACCUUCUCAGAAGGUGUGCCCACAGCAAAACAGGGGCUUCUAAGUCCUUCAAACAUGAUUCACUUUUAUAUAUUUUCCCUCCUACAAUGAUAUUAUCUCCAUGUAGAGAACCUGUCAUGUGUGCAAUAGCCCACAUUCUAACACUGAACUUUCCCUUCACCACAUGUUACGGUCUUUCUACCUCUCCCAUCCUCUCACCCUUUUUCCUGUUCUUUUUCUAACUUAAGCCCUAAUCUGCCUGAUGAUGUCUUGUGUUCAAAAUAAAACUUAACCAAUAAAACUUAACCAAAACAAUUCACCUCAAAGCCUAUGUUUAUUAACUUUGAGCAUUUUUUAAAGCUCUCCUGGCUGCUUGUUAUAUGAAAUAAGUAAAUAUUUGUAGAACACUGUGGUCUCCUAAUCAGUUUCUGAGAACUGGAACUCAUUGAGCUGGAAGCAGAGUUCCCAUUUUAAUGUAGAAUUUCAUCAUGUACAGUAUUAAGCAUAGCAUAUAUGCCUAAAUAAAUGUCCCUUUUUUAUUCCUGGUAUAAUGCCCAGAGUUGGUAUACAUGCACCACUAUGGAGGAAAUGGUUUUGUCUGUUUAGUUCAAAAUAAACAUGAUUUCUUUUGUGUUAACACUGAGUUGAAAAGUAAUAAAGUCUU
Elgaria multicarinata webbii is the source of this 2961-nucleotide messenger RNA. RefSeq names its product phosphoserine aminotransferase 1 (gene PSAT1). The transcript has 9 exons. Gene Ontology annotation, molecular function: O-phospho-L-serine:2-oxoglutarate transaminase activity; pyridoxal phosphate binding. Gene Ontology annotation, cellular component: cytoplasm. Gene Ontology annotation, biological process: L-serine biosynthetic process. The coding region runs from base 69 to 1181 and encodes 370 amino acids. NCBI's taxonomy places the organism in Eukaryota, Metazoa, Chordata, Lepidosauria, Squamata, Anguidae. The record is from RefSeq and is a predicted model, not a curated record.